GGAAUACAGAAACUCAGAACAAAGUUUAACCACACAUUUGCUAUGUAAACUUGUAAGGGGACCAUGACAAGAAUGUGACUUUCAACAUGUUAUAUUAACAAGUCCCUAUAAAGAUGACAUGGGAUCUUCCUCAAUGAUAGGUGCUGAAGAGGAGAUGGAAACAACCAAUGAUAGUGCAGGUGGAUAUUUCAUCUUAGUGGGCUUCUCUGAACGACCCAAGUUGGAGGUGAUCCUCUCCCUCUUUGUUUUGACAUUCUACAGUGUAACCCUUGUGGGUAACAUUGCCAUCAUCUUACUGUCAAUCCUGGAUGUUAGACUCCACACACCCAUGUACUUCUUCCUCAGAAACCUCUCUGUGCUCGACCUCUGCUUCACCACCAGCAUUGUGCCCCAGAUGCUGGUGAACAUGUGGGGAGGCAGCAAGAAGAUUAGCUAUGCUGGUUGCAUGGUCCAGUACUGGGUGGCAUUGGCACUUGGCUCCACUGAGUGUGUCCUCCUUGCAGUGAUGGCAGUUGACCGCUAUGUUGCAGUCUGCUGGCCUCUGCGCUAUGCCUCCAUCAUGCACCCUACACUAUGUUACUUCCUGGCAGCAGCUUCUUGGUCCUCUGGCUUUGCCAACUCGUUUCUGCAGUCCUCGAUGGCCAUGGUACUGCCUCGAUGUGGAAAUCGGCGUGUGGAUCAUUUCUUUUGUGAGCUGCUGAUUAUUGUGAAGCUGUCCUGUGUGGAUACUGGCCCAACGGAGUCCAAAAUGUUUAUUGCUAGGCUAAUCAUCCUGGGCAUGCCUGUUUCCAUCAUCCUGACUUCUUAUGUGUGCAUUGCCAAAGCAGUGCUGAAAAUGCGUUCUGCAGAGGGCAGGAAAAAGGCAUUUGGGACCUGUGCUUCCCACCUGAUUGUGGUCUCACUUUUUUAUGGAACCAUUAUGUUUUUGUAUCUGCAACCAAAGGACAACUAUUCACAGGACCAGAGCAAGGCACUGGCAGUACUCUACAUGAUCUUGGCACCCACUCUCAACCCCCUGAUCUACACACUGAGAAACAAAGAUGUGAAGAAAGCAAUCAGGAAGGUGGUAGGGAAGGAGCAGGUUUAGGGAGGACAAGUGAGGCAAUCACAGGAGACACAACAGUCUCUGCUUCCUUUAACUGCACUUGUUUCACUUUUCUUCUAGGUGGAUUAGAAUAUCCACUAUGUUCCCUGACUAUUCCCAAGACUCCUUCAAGAAGGGAAUUUAUCAGAAGAACAUUUAACCUUUUCUGAAAGAAACUUGUGGCCAGGGAAUUUCUCACCAGCAAGCAAAUCUGCAUCCAACUAUUAAUGGAUUUUAGUCUCAAUGAACAAUAAUUUAUUCAAAUGCCAUCAACAAUAUAUAAAGUUGUUAUAAUAAUGCUGAUAAUAUUUUGCUGUAUUUAUUAAGUAGCUUUAUGGCCAUAGCAGAUUC
Molecule: messenger RNA, 1435 nt
Organism: Oryctolagus cuniculus (rabbit)
Lineage: Eukaryota; Metazoa; Chordata; Mammalia; Lagomorpha; Leporidae
Product: olfactory receptor 2Y1B-like
Biological process (GO): G protein-coupled receptor signaling pathway
Cellular component (GO): membrane
Molecular function (GO): olfactory receptor activity; G protein-coupled receptor activity
Source: RefSeq, a predicted model, not a curated record